AUGGUUGGGCAGCGGAUCAAAGUUAAGAACUCUGUUAAGCAGCCUAGGUUUGGGUGGUCAGGACACGACCAUGCAAGUAUAGGGACCAUAUCAGCUACUGAUGCAGAUGGAAGGCUGAGAAUAUAUACACCGGCUGGCUCGAAAGCUUGGGUGCUCGACCCUUCUGAGGUGGAGAUAUUUGAGGAACAUAAAUUUCAUGUUGGAGACUGGGUAACGGUUCUGGAAAAUGUUUCUACUCCUACUCACCAGUGGGGAAAUGUAUGUCACUCAAGCAUUCGAGUGGUGCACCAUAUAGAAGAUGAAGUAUCUUUGGGUGGCUUUCUGCUUUAUGGACAAGUUAUGGCUUUGUAA
Messenger RNA from Fraxinus pennsylvanica, 351 nucleotides. Lineage: Eukaryota; Viridiplantae; Streptophyta; Magnoliopsida; Lamiales; Oleaceae. The record is from the annotation of a GenBank genome assembly.